Labrus bergylta (ballan wrasse) is the source of this 1182-nucleotide messenger RNA. The record is from RefSeq and is a predicted model, not a curated record. Lineage: Eukaryota; Metazoa; Chordata; Actinopteri; Labriformes; Labridae.
GUUGUCUGCAAUGUGGGACAGGAGGCAGAACAGGAGCAGAGCCUGCUAACAAACCAUGCUUCAGACAUCUGAUGAGGAACAGCUGUACGGUGAGUACAGGGAGCAGCUGGGAAACUUUGCCCGACGGGAAGCUGCCCGUUUGCUGACAGAGAGACAAUGGAGGAGACAGGCGGGGGAAAACACAAGCAGCUCUCGCAAAGGCCUCGGCCGGCGGCAUCAUCAUCAUCAUCACCACCACCAUCACCCUGUGACCUUGGAGUCUCAUCACAGCCACGCCUCCUCUACCCAGAAGCCUCGCUCCUACUCCAAAUGCCAAGAUUGUUUGGCUCGUGUGCGGCGGUACAUUGUGACCAAGUUGGGGGAGGAUUGGAUUUUCCUGGUUCUUCUGGGACUGACUAUGGCUCUGGUCAGCUGGAGUAUGGACUAUGCCAGCGCCAAGAGCCUGCAAGCCUAUAAGUGGAUACAUGGGGAGCUCAAGGGCAAUGUGGCGCUCCAGUACCUCGCCUGGGUUACCUAUCCUAUGAUCCUUGUCAUGUUCGCCUCACUCUUCUGUAACCUGGUUUCCCCACAGGCCAUCGGUUCUGGUAUUCCUGAGCUGAAAACCAUCCUGAGAGGUGUAGUACUGAAGGAGUAUCUGACCCUCAAAGCCUUUGUCGCUAAAGUCAUCGGGUUGACCGCCGGCCUGGGAAGUGGGAUGCCAGUGGGCAAGGAAGGUCCCUUUGUCCACAUCGCCAGUAUCUGUGCUGCAGUGCUCAGUCGAUUCAUGUCCAUCUUCUCUGGAGUCUAUGAGAAUGGCACCCAUAACCAGGACCUGUUGGUGUGUGCGUGUGCUGUGGGAGUGGCCACCUGUUUCGCUGCUCCCGUGGGAGGAGUGUUGUUCAGUAUUGAGGUCACGUCUACCUACUUUGCAGUGAGGAAUUACUGGCGGGGAUAUUUUGCCGCCACGUUCAGCGCCUUCAUAUUCAGGGUGCUCUCUGUUUGGAACAAGGAUGCUGUUACCAUCACAGCUCUCUUCAAAACUAACUUCCGGAUGGAUUUCCCCUUUGACCUGCAGGAACUACCUGCAUUUGCAAUAAUAGGGAUCUCGUGUGGAUUCCUUGGGGCGUUCUUCGUCUACCUGAACAGACAGGUGGUCCUCUUCAUGAGACGGCCAACAGCACUCACACGCUUCCUAACCAGACA